This is a messenger RNA of Trichomonas vaginalis G3, 1233 nucleotides long. RefSeq lists its product as uncharacterized. The coding region runs from base 1 to 1233 and encodes 410 amino acids. Lineage: Eukaryota; Parabasalia; Trichomonadida; Trichomonadidae. The transcript has a single exon. The record is from RefSeq and is a predicted model, not a curated record.
AUGACAUAUUUGAGCGAAUUUGGAAGUGAUUUUCCCAUAUCUAAUGGCAUAAAGUCUGUCUUUGAUAAGUGUAGAUCACUCAAAACAGUUACAAGAUUUAUCAGAACUCUUUUAUCUGUUUGCUACGCGUAUGAAGAUAAUUCUUUGCUAAUUAUCCCUCUUAAAUAUCUUCAAACAUCAAAAGCAUGCCGAGAAAUCAUCGAUUAUAUAUCAAAUCCACAACAGAAACCAUUUUCUGGAAUAAUUUUUACAAAGUUUCAAUGUAAAAUCACUGAAAUUAGCUCAUUACCAUCAGAUACACCUAAAUUCAUAGUUGUUCUUGAAUCUGGCGAGUAUAUUACCUACUUAAUUAAUAAUGAUGCCGAACCAACAAUAGUUUCAAAGAGAUUUAGCAUUGCUGGCCUUGUUGAUACAUGCAAAGUCUUUUUCCCAUAUUUAGCAUGUUAUGUUAAGGAAAAUGACAAGUACAAUGUAUAUGCAGCUUCAUUAAUUGCUCCUAAUUUUACAUUAGGAAAACAAUGCAUUACUAAUAAGAUUUAUCCAUUUUACGUUACUUCUCCUUCCGUUUACAUCAUUAAAGACGAUGGAUUAUACGGUUGUUCUCUCGAUGAAACUGGUCAAAGGAUCUUUCCUCGAGAACUGUCACUUGUCGUUGAAGCCAAAGGUCUUGUACAUAUCAGAACCAACAGUGGCUUCUAUUUAUACCAGCCAGAUACUUCAGAAAUUUUAAGAGUUGAAGGAAGAAAAAUUACAAGCACAAAAUUAGAUGAAAAAGCCCGUGAAGCCUCCAUUUUAUUUGCUAUUGGUCCGGUUCUUAUCGGUUUGUGCAAGAAAUCGAUUAUUGAAUUUGAUUUCAUUAAUGGAAACGUAAAAGCUGAAAAAGAAACCAAAGAAACUGACUCUUGGAUACUCAGCCUCGAAGAGAGCUAUGGAGCUGUAAUGCUUGGCUCUGGAGCUUAUUCUUUAUCCAGAACAAGCGUUCCUCCAACAAUAAAUCUCUUCGCAAGUCCGAAAGAGAUCAAGGAACAACUUAAGAGAGCAAAGGAAGCAACAGGUACAGUUGCAACUUCAAUUAUUUUGAUGGCAAACAGAUCUCCUUAUUUAGCAGCUGUUUUAAUGAAAGAUGAGCUCAAGGCAGAAAUAGCUACUGCUCCUCCACCAGGAUCAUUGCAGGAUUUCUUGCGUCCAACACUUAUUAAAAUUAAUAAUCUUUUGCAAUCAAAACCAGAAUAA